Molecule: messenger RNA, 2072 nt
Organism: Gymnogyps californianus (California condor)
Lineage: Eukaryota; Metazoa; Chordata; Aves; Accipitriformes; Cathartidae
Gene: PBLD
Product: phenazine biosynthesis like protein domain containing
Exons: 9
Coding region: 530-1396 (288 amino acids)
Biological process (GO): biosynthetic process
Cellular component (GO): cytoplasm
Molecular function (GO): isomerase activity
Source: RefSeq, a predicted model, not a curated record
CACACAGGCGUCGGCGGCCGGUCGUGCCCUCGGGCGUGUGUGUCGCCCGGGGUGUCCGGCUCCCUCGGCGUAGGCUUGGGAGGGAGGAUGGGGAAGGUUGUCCGGUAUGGGCGCACGCCGUAGCUGCCCGCGUCUCCUCGGCUUUGCAGCUGUGGUAAACCCGCGGCAGGGCCGGACCCAGGGGGAACCUCGCACAGCUCCUGCCUUCGUAAAUGCCUCAGCGCGGGACAGGCUGGGCCGGGCGCUGUGGUGGAAGCGCCCGUUAGAGCGUUCCGGAGCUGGUAGCAAGCCGUGCAAGAGGGAGGUUAAAAUUUUUCUAAAGAACUGAAAACAAUUAGUGCUGAGCGGUGGGGGUGUGGAAGGAGGCUUGAGUCCAUGUACGCGCUGGGAAGUGACGGGAUGGGGGGCUGCUGGCCCCUCCUGCCGUUAGGGAAACAUUAACUGAAGAGUUCUGCUAUCAUUUGGGGAUAAAACAGGUUAGAAAGUACCUUGCAGAAAACAGCUUAAGACUAAAUAGGCGCAAACGACAAUGCAAAUUCCUGUUUUUACGGUUGAUGCAUUUACAAACCGGCCAUUUUCUGGAAAUCCUGCGGCAGUUUGUCUGCUUGAAAAUGACUUGGAUGAAGAUUUGCACCAAAAAAUCGCAACAGAAAUGAACCUUUCAGAAACUGCUUUCAUCAGAAAACUGCACCCUGGAGAUGACUUUACCAAAAGUUCCUGCUUUGGACUCAGAUGGUUCACCCCAGCCAAUGAAGUUCCUCUCUGUGGUCAUGCUACACUUGCAGCAGCUGCUGUGUUGUUUCGCAUACAAAAAAACACAAAUUCAGUUCUCACAUUUGUGACGCUGAGUGGGGAAUUAAAAGCCAGACAAGUGGAAGAUCAUAUUGUCCUGGACUUACCACUAUACUUAACCUACCCACAGGUACUUCAGGAAGUAGCAGAGUUAAUAAAGGCAGCCGUUGGUGACAUGAUUGUUCAAGAUCUCCGUUAUUCUCCUGACACAAAGAAACUCUUAGUCCGCCUCAGUGAUGCUUAUGAAAGGUCUGUGUUGGAAGAACUGCAAGUGAGCGCACAACACUUUUUGUCAGCUGAAAAGACAGGAAAGGUGAAAGGAGUCAUACUCACUCUUAAGGGAAAUUCCAGUGGAAAACAUAAAGGCCAUGAUUUUUACUCCAGAUAUUUUGCACCUUGGUAUGGACUUCUGGAAGACCCUGUUACAGGAUCUGCCCAUGCUGUUUUGAGCAGCUACUGGUCAGAGCAGCUGGGGAAGAAAGAAAUGCUUGCUUUUCAAUGUUCCCGCCGUGGAGGAGAGUUGAAGAUUUCACUGCGUAAUGAUGGAAGAGUUGACAUUGCGGGGAAAAUUGCUAUUGUAUUAAAAGGAAACCUGACUUUCUGAAGAAAUUGACACUAAUGUCCCACACCUUCAAAUUAUUCAUAUUAUGCUGAUUACAUCCUAGCUCUAGGCAGUGAAUCACCACUGUCCUCAAAAGUCUUUGAUUACUUAUUGUUCAUUUUUAAAAAUUGCUUGAAAACGCUCACUUCUAAUCUUCAAGAUCCUUGCUAUUGUUUUCUUCACUUUCAUCUUGCCACUUCAUAUGUACACUGACCUCAGAAAAUGUCCAAGGACAGCUAUCUUGUUUCUCUGCUUUUAAAUGAUUCUUUUCUUUAGUUCCAAAUUCCAUGUCAAAAGCCAUUCCUGCUUCCUGGAUUGAAUUGUAAACUUUUCUGAAUGAUAAAAUAAUCAAACUUUUUCCAUAUUCAAUCAUUUUCCAUGAAAUCUGACUACAGUCCUUUUUUAAAAAAAAAUUUUUUCUCUGCCAUAUAUUGAAAUGAUGCUCAUAUGUUCAUUAAUUUAUUUGAAUUAAAAUAUGAAAAAAAUAUGAAUGGUUUAGAAAUGUGCUUUACGGUUCUCUUUUAUGAACAGUAUUUUUCAAAGAUGAAUAGUAUUGCAGUGGCUCGUAGUACGGCUGCUUAGUCAAUAUUUUUAAUUAAAGUUUUAGCAGAAAGAUUUAAGAGAUUGACAUAGUGAUGCACAUAAAACUGGUUAAAAUCUGAAAGAAAACUUUAUUGGU